CGGGAUCUCGCCGCUUCUCGGCCGCGUCACGUGACCAGAGAGACGUUUAUUUUUUCCCACCACAAUGGCGCCAAGCCCUAUAUGUACAUUUAGGUGUAAUUUUAGUCUCUUCCGCGGCGGUUUUAGCGUUGUUCACCGAUGUUUUAGGAUGUAAAGAUAUGCUGUGUGUGCUGUCCCAUAUGAAAGGUGUUCGUAAGAAUCCCCUAUAGAGGACUGGAGAUUAUGACAAGUUAAAAAUGUCGGCACGAAUCAAGAGACAGCUGAGCAAGGCCUCGGGAUCGGCCGAGGGGGGAGGGGGCGCCCCGUCUGCCGCUGCUCGCAAGAAGCGCCGCAUUGACAACUCCGGCUCUGAUGAUGAAGAGCGAUCUGUGUGGACGCCCAAACAUUUGGGUGACCUGCGGGCAUACAACCGAUCAGCAUCUGAGGCUCCUGCCGAGUUAUUCCGCAAGGAUCUUAUAUCUGCCAUGAAACUUGCGGACAAUGAGCCACUAACAUCUGACGAUUAUUGGGGCAUUGGUGACCCGUGGAAGCAAGAAUGGGAGCGAGGAGUCCAGGUCCCUGUGAAUCCAGACUCCUUGCCUGAGCCUGCUGUCACCACCACUGUACAAAGACCACGACCAGAGCGUGAGGGCAACUUCAGGCUGACUAAAGACAAAUUCAUCCGUGUGAACCAUGACGACUUCUUUAGCAACGAGCAGCACAUUCUCAGUAAUCUGCCAACCAAAGCAGAGAAAAUGUGCCGUUACGACAUGGACGAUCUUGAUGACAAAUGGCUUGUAGCCUACAAUGGAGAGAGAGCAAGAAUGGGUAUUCCGAUAAGGAAAUGGUUCUUUGGCCAAUUCCCAUUGUAUAAACAACUGGACCACAGAGACUUCGAGCAACGGCGCUGGAGCAAUGCCGUCCUGGAGGCGAGGCUGAAGAGCAAAGAAGACGUGCAUCUUGGCCCGACGGGAAGCUUGCGGUCCCCUCUUGGCAGCCUGCGGGUGUCGGGGCGCGUGCGAAGGGGAAACGUCAGCAUAAAAACCAGUACUUUCACUGAAGCAUGCAACUCCUCAGUUCCAGGAUGUUCCUCAGUAAACAUCGCAACACUUUUCUGGUCACUGCGAACGCCUCACACCCAACGGAAUUCAAAAUGCAAAAGAAAAAUGAACACGAGAUUUAGUGGAUUACGAAGAGAAAUGUCCGGAGUGGGUGGAAGACCGCCCAGUGAGGCCCGGCGCCGCUGA
Molecule: messenger RNA, 1226 nt
Organism: Penaeus chinensis
Lineage: Eukaryota; Metazoa; Arthropoda; Malacostraca; Decapoda; Penaeidae
Product: PHD finger protein rhinoceros-like
Exons: 7
Coding region: 237-1226 (329 amino acids)
Biological process (GO): regulation of transcription by RNA polymerase II
Source: RefSeq, a predicted model, not a curated record